AUGUGGUUAGAAGAGUGUGAUAGUUUUGCGGAACUGUGUCGGGGUUACCUGCCUUAUUAUUUAUUGAUAGUUUUACCUAUUUUUAUUAUAAUAUCACCGGCCAACCCCGUGGCAGCUUCUCACGAGUUUCCCGUUUUUCGGAUGCACCAGUACGACUUACAUGGAGUUCCCCACGGGUGUCGUAGUGCUCCAAUUUCCUUAGAAGCUAGAUCGCUCGCAGGAUGGAGCACUUCAAGGCACUGUGUUGUAACUAGUAUUUUGGAUAUCAAGCCAGAUAUGUAUAAAAAUAUCCGAGUUAAAGCUGGGGCUUUGAUUAUCGUUCUUCCUGAAAAAAUGGAUACCCUGAGUGAGGAACAGAGGCAGCAUAUAUUGGCAGUGGAAGAAUCGAUGUUGUUCGGUCCAGAGACUCCAAUUCCAGUUUAUUUUGCUCCUUGGAGUCCGGACCUCCAAAUAAUUUUAGACGACGUUGUUGGCGGUUUCGUAACCGAUGGAAAAUCUGACACAGCUGCAGAACUAAUGCUCAAUUCUAUUGCUGCCAGUGGCUACCAAGUAGUCGUUGCCACAAGUCAGGCAACUGCAAAAACUGACGUGAAAGUUGCCACUUUACAAGGGAAAUUGACCGGCAUCGGUGCCGAAGAAAAAUUGCCUACUAUAGCUCUAGUCGCUCAUUACGAUAGUACAGGAGUUGCACCGGAACUGUCUUUUGGAGCAGAAAGCAAUGCCUCCGGAGUGGCGAUGCUACUCGAAUUAGCGAGGAUAUUUUCCGCACUUUAUUCCGUCGGACGUUCACGUCCACGAUUUAAUCUAGUUUUUCUAAUAACUGGAUCUGGAAAAUUAAAUUACCAGGGCAGUAAAAAGUGGUUAGAAGACCAACUUGACGGGUUAGAGGGUCCAGUUAUACAGGAUGGUUCAUACGUGAUUUGUCUGGAUUCUAUCUCAGCGAGCAAUAAUUUAUACGUACAUGUCUCGAAACCGCCGAAGGAAAACUCUUCAGGUGGACUAUUUUAUAAGGAACUGAAGGCGGUGGCCGACAAUUUGGGCUACUCGACGGUUGAAGGUAUUCACAAGAAAAUUAAUCUUGCCGACGAGACCCUCGCGUGGGAGCACGAACGAUAUAGUAUUCGAAGAUUGCCAGCGGCCACUCUCUCGAGUUUAAAGAGCCAUGAGGAUCCUGCAAGAAGAACCUUCUUGGAUGUAAUUAAGGAUGGACAAGUUGAUAGACUUUACGAGCACACAACCGUUGUCGCCGAAGCGUUAGCCAGGCAUAUCUACAACUUGAGUUCUGGUCAGAUAUUCGUGGAUCCAUUGAGUGUGUCCAAAGAAUCUCUUUCGCUUUGGUUGGAAUAUCUGGCCUCGCAACCAAGAGCAGCUGUUUUGUUGUCGGAUAAACAGAACGCACUUGUCAGUGCUCUCAAAGAAAUAAUGAUGCGAUACCUUGGGGACGUGAAAGUAACGCAUCAUAGUCCCGAUAAACGAGACCCGGAAUUCGUAUUUUACGAUGUCACCAAAGCGACAUUAAAUGUCUACAGUGUGAAGCCAGCAGUGUUCGACCUCUUCCUGACAAUUGCCAUAGUAUUGUACUUAGGAAUCGUGUACCUAGCAGUGCACAACUUCCCACGCGUUUACGCCCUAGCAACUAGGCUCUUCGUCAAGACUAAGGUAUCAUAAAUUGCCGAUGUAAUUAUACCUCGCAAAACUCGAACUGACAUUGAAAAGUAGAGUCUUUUCAGCGUUAUUUAAAUUACGUAAUACUUAAUUUGUGAGAGAUGAUUUCUUACAAAUUCGAGCAAUAAUUCAUUGAAGUAACUUACAAAUUGUCUACAAUUAAGUUUAUAAAUUAAUGGCGAGCCCCAAAAAGGGCACCCCUUGCGCUGAAGAGAAAAAUCUUUUACCAUUUUCGUACGGCAGAGUUUUGCGGAAAGCGUACGGACAUUGCCGUACUAAAUUUAAAAAAGUUUAAAAAACAGCCAACAUUUUUACAAGAAACUAUGAAACUAAAUACAAAAAUUGACACCAAAAAUUACAGAAACGUAGAAAUUUUGUUUUUAUUGAGACGAAUUUUGUAUUUUGUUGCAAGCUUUGUUGCCAUAUAUAUUACAAUCAUACAACAGUAAACAAAAAAAUCGUUUAAAUAAUAGAAAAAGGUCUAAUUUCUUGUAAGUUUUCUUGUAAUUUAUUUUAGUUAUUUGUAUUUUCAUAUGAAAAUUGUUAGAAUUUUUCCUAAUUAUUUUUAAAAAAUUUUCCUUCAGAUUGAAAAAAAAUUGGAUUAUUUUUGGUGAAAUUUUUGAUAACAAACAGAAACUAUCUAAUUAGGGUUUUUUAAGACGGAACUUUUUUCAUUCUUUUCUGAAAUUUUUAUUUUACGCUACGCCCCGAUAACAAUUAGUUCAUGUACGAAAAUCGAGUUGGAUUUUUCAUCGGUGCAGGUUUUGUAUUUUAUUUCCAACCUAUUUUUUUCAUUCGUUACGUGCCGUCAAAUUUUCCUAGUCCUUUACAAUACUUAGCGAACAAAUUAAAUAUCUAGAAUCGUUUGUCUGGACGUAAGAUUAAAAAAAAAAAAAUGUCGAGAAAUUCGAUUCCUCCCAUUGAAAAUUGCAAGACCAAAAUAAUUUUAUAAUCGCCCUAUGAUACGUCGAAUGUUACUCGUGUUUGGGAUGCAUUUUUCUCUGGUUCUUUAGUCGGAAGCUUUUGUGUACCUCGUGCGAGAAAAUCUGAGGACAGAAACCCGCAGGAAAUGUUUUUAAUAUAGAAUUUUAUUCAAGUUUUGCCCUUUCAUCGUCAGAAAGGCAGAAUAAUAGUGAGAACCAUGCAAUCAUUUGUGAAUAAUGUCUGUAAUUCACUGUAUAAAUAGAAAUAAAUAAUUAAUUAUGUUUUUUUAUGCAUUAUAUUCCAAUGGAAUAGAAUUGCUUUCUCAUAGAGGAAGAAUCGAAUGUAUGGAGCUAAAGUCGUGAAUUUACUAAUCCAUAUGCUGCAUCUUAUUCAGAUGAAACGAAAGUGUAAAAAAUGAAUGAUUAAAUAUGUAUUAUAUACAAUAAACGUUGGCCAAUCCGAAAA
Messenger RNA from Belonocnema kinseyi, 3054 nucleotides. Its product is annotated as nicalin. NCBI's taxonomy places the organism in Eukaryota, Metazoa, Arthropoda, Insecta, Hymenoptera, Cynipidae. Gene Ontology annotation, cellular component: endoplasmic reticulum membrane. The record is from RefSeq and is a predicted model, not a curated record. The transcript is spliced from 7 exons. Gene Ontology annotation, biological process: regulation of signal transduction. Bases 1 to 1668 code for a protein of 555 amino acids.